Messenger RNA from Olea europaea var. sylvestris, 4206 nucleotides. RefSeq names its product nitrate regulatory gene2 protein-like. The transcript has 4 exons. The record is from RefSeq and is a predicted model, not a curated record. NCBI's taxonomy places the organism in Eukaryota, Viridiplantae, Streptophyta, Magnoliopsida, Lamiales, Oleaceae. The coding region runs from base 582 to 3455 and encodes 957 amino acids.
CUAAUAGCAUUACUCCUCCUCAGCUCCUCUGCCCAACCCACUCACCCAACACACUUCUCGGCACAUUUACUUCUUUAUUAAUUGACACACACUGACACACAAGAAACAAAUCCCAAGAAACACACAUUUUCACACUGCUGCUGAUUCAGAACAGAGAAAAAGGGAUAAUAAUCAAGAAAAUACUACUGAUUUUCUUGAACCAUCGACAAAGAUACACUUCUUUCCAUUUCUACGGUCAGAUUUAGAUUGAAUUUUCUAAAACCCUUUUUCUAUUUCCAGACAUGUUCUUACAUAAUCUACAUUUCCGGGUAUUACUGGCACACCAGAUCCAUGAAUGAAUCCAAAAUUUGCAAAAACCAGAUGCUGUACCUCGUGCUUCAUUGCUUGUACAUUACAUUCUUCCCAGCCCCACCGCCAUUAUGAUUCUAUUACAUUAAACCGAGUUUAGCUCCAAAGUUUUCCUCUCUAUAUUUUUUCUGAUUUUUUCGCUCUCAAGGAUUUACCUGUUUUGAAUUUUCUUUUUUUCUUUCCAUUCACAAUGCGAUUGCAUAAAGUUUCACCCCUAGAUUCUGGUAUGUGGCAUGGGCUGUAGUGGGUCCAAGGCGGACGACUUGCCUCUGGUGGUCCGCUGCCGGGAGCGGAGGGAACUCAUUAGAGCCGCCGCCGAACACCGCUUCGCCCUGGCGGCGGCCCACGUUUCAUACUUCAUGUCCCUCAAGGAAGUAGGCGAUGCUCUCAAGAAAUUCGUGGAUGAGGAGCUAAUUACUGCCUCCCCUUCCUCCUCCUCUCUGUCUUCGCCUUCCUUAGUUCUUCCGCCGUUGGAGAACUCCAGGAAAAUUAACAAAGAGGGUUCUUCUUCGCAUAAUCCAGGGACCUCGGGUUCUAAUGGUGGUUCUGUUUUACAUGCCCAUGGUGAUGAGGAUGAUGAGUCUCAUAUACAUUUUUCAGAUACCGAUGAGGAUGAGGAAGAUGAUUGGAAUCAUCAUCAUACACAUACACACAAGAAUGAUGAUGAGGAUGGAAAUCGUUUGCAUCACGUCGAAGAAGGGGAUUCAUUUCGGUAUCCGCAGGGUGGAUAUAAUGGGUAUGGAUAUGGUUAUGGGAUGAUGAAUGAUGGUUAUUCAUACCCACCACCGUCUAAUUCAUAUGGGCAGCCUUAUUAUUCUUAUGUUCCGAUGGAACAACCGAUGGAUCAGUACUUGUGGGGCCCACCAGGAAUGCCGCCGCAACAGCCACCAUCAAUGCCGGGAUACUAUUCGAGUAAUUCGAAUGUGAAUUACAUGAGGAAGUCGGCUCCGGAUAUGAAAACAGUGAUUCAGGAGGCGACACCAGCCCAGUCGACUAAUGGGUACUUGAAUUCAUAUUGGAAUUACCCGGCCCCUUAUGGAAAUGGUGGUGUGAAAGUGAGUCCUCCUAAAGAACCACCGCCUCCACCAUCGCCCAAGGCCACGGCGUGGGAUUUUUUUAACCUGUUUGAUGGGCCCGAUAUCGGGUACCAGGGUUAUUAUUCAACUGGUGGAUAUGGGUAUGGCUCGAUUUCUAGCAGCCCGGAUUCAAAUGAGGUGAGAGAGAGAGAGGGUAUUCCUGAUUUAGAGGAAGAAACAGAGAAUGAGGUCUAUAGAGAGGUUCAAAAGGGGAAGAGAGAGAAUGCAGAAACGAGAAAGACUUCGAAACCAAGCACUUCUAGUUCUAGAUCACUGCCACGGCAUAAAAAUAGUGAGGGUAGCUCGAAAUCAGGGCCAAUGCGUAAAAGUGAGGGCAGUUCAAGAUCAGAGGCACUACAUAUGGGUAGUGAGGGUAGUUCCAGAUCAGUGCCUUCAUGGAGUAGUGAGGAAAGUGCAAAACCAUCAAUGCCAUCCCAGUAUACUAAAAGUAUACUUAGGGAAGAUCCGUCGCCCAGUAGUGAGGCUACCGGGUCGAUUGUUUUGACAGAUGAAAAAACCAGUACAGAAAGUCCUGUAACGAAGAGUGUAGAUGAGGGUUCUGUGAAAAAGAAAGGGGUGAGUUUUGAGGUGGAUGAGACACCAAAGUAUGAAGCUGAUUCCUCCAAGUUGAGCAGCUUGACUACAUUAUCACCUCAUGGUACUCGAGAUCUUCGGGAGGUUGUGGCUGAAAUCAGGGAUGACUUCCAGAUUGCCUCUAGCUUUGGAAAAGAGGUUGCGAUGAUGCUUGAAGUUGGGAAGGUACCUUAUCAUCCCGGCAUUCUAAAAGUAAUUCUUUCCAGGAUUUUGCACCCCAUUGCUCCAUCCCUGUUGUCAUCAAAUCCUCCAUCAAUGCAGUCAAUAAAUUUAGCUUCUAGAACAUUGAAGUUGGCAAAGUCUUAUUUCGGGGAUGCUGAGAAGGACGAAAAUAACGUGUGUAACCUUUCGUCCACACUGGAUAAGCUGUAUGCAUGGGAAGUAAAACUAUACAAGGAAGUAAAGGAAGAAGAAAAACUGCGUGUUAUAUAUGAAAAGCAAUGCAAGAGGCUAGAACGUUUAGAUGAGAAAGGAGCCGAUUCUGGUAAGAUUGAAGCUACUCAAGCUGCGAUCAGAAGAUUGCUAACUAGGCUUAAGGUUAGCAUUAAAGCAAUUGAUGCAAUUUCGAGCAGGAUACACACGUUGAGGGAUAGAGAGUUGCAACCCCAAAUUGCUGAAUUGAUUCAUGGGCUGAUCAGAAUGUGGAAGUCGAUGCUCAAGUGUCAUCAGAAUCAGUUUCAAGCUAUCAUGGAGAGUAAAAUACGGAGGCUCAGAGCCAACACAGGUUCCCGAACAGAAUCAAAUUUGAGGGCAACGGCUGAACUGGAGAUGGAGCUUCGUGAAUGGUGUGAACAUUUUAAUGAUUGGAUUGGCACUCAAAAGUCAUAUGUUGAAUCCUUAAAUGGCUGGCUUCUUCGGUGUCUUCAAUAUGAGCCCGAAGAAACCCCUGACGGCCCUGUUCCCUACUCCCCAGGCCAGCUUGGAGCUCCUUCCAUUUUUGUAAUUUGUAAUGAUUGGAAUCAAGCCAUGGAAGCCAUAUCCGAGGUGCGGGUGGCGAAUACAAUGAAUACGUUUGCUUCAAGCUUGCGACAGCUGUGGGAAAAACAAAACGAAGAGCAGCGUCAAAGGCUCAAAGCGGAUUAUGUAUCGAAGGAUUUUGAGAAACAGCUUAGGACGCGCAGGAUGGAGAGGGGAAGAAUGGAGCUUGAACAUGACUCAAAGUCUGACAAAACUAGUUUGUCUAUGGUUCCUUCAGAAAAUGGAGUUUCGUCAUUGGAUGAUCUAAAGGUGGACUUGGAUUCUUUGAGGAAACGAGCGGCUGAUGAGAGGAUAAAGCACAAGGAUGCUAUCAAAUUGGUGCAUGAUGCGGCUUCUAGCAGUUUACAAGGAGGUUUGGUUCCCAUCUUUAAGGCUUUGGAGAACUUCACUUCUGAGGCUUUGUUAGCACAUGAACAUGUUAGGUUACAAAAUACUGGCCGGAGUCAUAGGAAUAGUUAGAGCUGUGAUGAGUUAAACGGUUCCCAUUAGAUAGUGUAAAUUAUAUGUGGUUAAACUAGGAAAAAAGGUGAGGAAAGAUCUUUAGGUAAUGAUGAGAGAUGAAUUAUGUCAAAUUGAAACUAUAGCCAAUGAAGGGAGCUGUAUUGCUUUUUAAUGAUGAGAGGUUUGAAGCAGACCAUUUAAGGAAAUGGUACAGAUUUGCUCGGGAAAAACUAUUGAAUUUGUAACGAUUAAAUUAGGAAUAAAGCAAAAGGAAAAACUAUACAGCUUGCAAUAAGCUAGCUAGGGAAGUUCCCAUUUGUAGAAGUUACAAGGGGUUGUGUUCUUGAUGCUAAAAGGACUGGCAGCAUCUAGGAGGUUUAUCAUUUUUAGGUGAAUUAUGAACAUCUGUACAGUCUCGAUUCCUAUUGUUGCAAAUUCUUCGAUGGCAUGUUUGACAAGGAGGAUUGGAUAACACUAGAAGUAACUUAUACCAUCUAGUUGGAUCGAUCAAGUAUUGCACAUACCAAACAUGCUGAAUGCUCGUGUUCUGUGCUGACUUUCAUUUAUUUGUUGAUUGCAUGAUUAGCAGGCAGUGGUUUUGUUAAUGUCAGGUAUAAGUAGAAGGUAUCUUGUUUUAGUUAGGUGGAAAAGGCACAAUUUUGACUAAAAUAUUGCAUGCUAUUUUAUCUGAUGUCUUUUCCUUUCGUGAUUCUUGUGCAAGUAUGAACUCUUAGUUAACCUUGAACCAGUUUUAAUAGGCAAUUUUAUU